GCGGUCGCGUGUCGCACGCGUUACGUACAUCAGUUAGAGCCUCCACGGCUGAACUGAUUCGAGCGUACGAUAAAUAAAUUAAAAAAACAACAUCAAAGAAAUCCCGUAGCGGAGUCGCGUAUCUAAAAUCCCCUUAGGGAGUCGAACGCUUCACCGAAUUCGUAAUUUCUUAUAUAUUAUAAAUUUUUUUAAAACAAAGUUGGUUAAAAUUAUAGUAAUAUCAAGUUUUCUUUAAUCAACGGUGGUGUAAGGUGGUCAACGGUCAUCGCUGUGUUGUGGUGGUUACUGGUGUUCAAGCCAGACACGCAUCCCCAGCACUACGUGAAGCCCUUCGAGUUUUGCGUGAAGCGUGGACAGAGCCCCGAGCGCUGACAGACCGCUGGAAAGCGGUAAGCGACGAUUCGUGCGGUUCUUGCGAGCGGACAAGUGCAAAGAAGAUGUGGGGGAACGAACUACCGGCACGCGCCGCUGCUUCACCUGGACUGCUGCGCCGGCGGUAUUCCAUGCCGGAAACAAUCAUGAGAAAAUAUAGGCUGGCUCAGCAGAGAUCUGAGGCUGAAGGUGAUGAAGGAGGACGGUGGAGCGCUUCCGGAACAGCAGCUGGAACGAGAAGUUCGUGUGCUUGGUGCGGUGCACGAGCUGGUGGUGCGCGGCGUGAAAGGGAACAUAUGCGAAAAUCCGCCUUACUACGGCUAUGGGGUAGAGCUGGUGCAUCUCCAGCUCGAGCUUGUCCCUGUGUCCCCUGUGCUCAAUUCGGCACACGUUCACUCGACGCGUCGCAUACUGAAUUACAUACUUCACCAAGACGUCUGAGACUAGAUUCCUCUCGUGAUCGCCAUUCCGACUGCUCAUCAAGUUCUCCAGCUAGAGCCGCAUCCUCUUGUACCGACCCUGUUCCAGACUCAGCGAUUGCCAGGGAAAUAUCACCAAGACGUUCCUGUAGUGGAGAUAAGACACGAUUAGUUUGUACUCCUCUCGACAGUCCCAUUCUAUCUGUCGAGGUCACUGACCGUUCUCUUACGGAUUCAUCUGACGCAUUUACUACAUCUAUGCCAACAAUGAAAGAAGUCGCGUUCAGAAAUCCCGAACCGUACAUUCAUGUUUCAACAAGUGAGCACAUAGACGGUCGAGUGAGCGAAAGAUCAGUUAGUGCUGAAAACGAAGAAAGCAAUGUUGUCCCAUAUAAUAAACCACUAACUUUAGAGACGCCGCCUUAUGAUAUCUUAGAAAUCGUUGUAUCUGAAACAUUAGACGUAAGACCAGCACCAGUAAUAAAGAGCAGUUCACCUGAAAAAUUACUACCACAGACAUAUAGAAGUCAAAUAUCUAAUUACAAAAAGUCUAACAUAGAUAUAGAUGAGUACGUGUCUAACAUCCUGGUUGAGAGUUUAAAUUCCUUGACCGAUCAGCUAGAGUCAAUGAACGCAUCAAUUGGAAGUGACCGGAAGAUGAGCAUCGUUGAAAAAGAAAUAAAAGUAAAACUACAGAACACCGGUGUUAAUACAAUUGUUCACUUAAGCCCCACGUCUAACAAUCAAAUCAUAUUUGGUAAUGAGGAGCUUUACGAGAGUGAUGGAAAGCGGGACAAUUGCAAUAAUCCACGUGACUCGUGUAGUAUGAAUAUUCGCGAUGAAGUACUCAGUGUUGAAACUAAUAACAAUGUAACUUCCGCUGAUAGCAUGCGACACGAAGGGUCUACAAACCAUCAUAAUCAGUCUAAAUCUGAGAGUUUUUUGAACAUACCAAAUGAAACUGUAAACAAAGCAGUCUUACAACAGAUACAGAAACUUUUUCAAGAAGAGCUUCAGAGUAUUGAGCCUGAUAUUCAUUCGCCAGAUGGAAAACGGCCUGGAAUAUCGCACAUUGAAAUUUCAAAUGUUGAUGUAUUUAUAGAAAACAAUGAUAGUUCCUUUCAAAACACUGAGACAAUUGAAAUGCAUACAACAAGAAAUUCAGCAGGUGUUAAAGUAUUAGGAGGGGUUGUUUCUGGUAAUUAUUAUCAGGAAGUGGAUGACAAUGCUAUUGUACCCCGAUUUUCUGCAUUUCCACACACCGAGUCGAUGGAAGUCAAUACAUCUUCUUCCGAAGAUGCUGAUCUUUUGGGUUCCGAGUGUACAAGCCUUGUUGACAGUCUAGAUGAUCCAAAUUCCCCACGAUCAAUACUUUUAAGAAGAUCCUUUAAUAACAACAAAAGAAGUGAACUUGUGCGAUCUGCUAUAGAUGUCUUAGAUUUACUCCCUGAAAAUGCAAAUCAAACUGUAUCUCCUAAAGAAAAGGGGGAAUCAUUCUUUAUAAGAAUAAAAGAUGAUGACUGCGACUGUGAAAAAGAGAAUAUCGUUGUAGCUGACCAUAUGCCUGAAACUAUAAAACAGAGAUUAUACCGUCGCCAUAGAAAGCGACAAAUGCGCAUGGAAUGUGCGCGUCGUAGUAAAGUGAAGCAAUUAAAACGAGACAUUGAAACUCAAAAUCGUCAAGAACAUUAUAAAUCUAAGAAAGAAGUUGAAAAAGAAUGUAUGAUUAUAAUAAAUGCAAUUAUAGAUGAUGUUAUUGCGAAGAUAGCCCAAGAUGAAUACAAAUGUAUGCGUAUCAGUCAACGGUCAAAUAAAUUACUCGCUACAAAAUCGGAUGAAAACUUAUUGAAAAAACAGUGGAAGAAAGAUAGUAAAAAUAAUAAUAACCGAAAUGGCCGGAAAUUAGUCAAGAAUAUAGUUUCCCAUUCGUGCUCAGAUAAUCUCGAUAUAGACCAUAAAAAAAGUGAAAGACUCAUACGAGGCAAACUCUCACUUCAAACACAUCCAACAGUUUCAUCAGAUGAAAGUGGACCAAAGCGAAUAUACCAAAAAUCUGAGAUACAUGAUGGUAACAAAUGUAUAGAAAUACUUGAAAUAAUUGAGUACGUGAACAGUUCGCAAAAUUCUGAUACGACCACUUCAGAUGAAAAUCAUAACUUAAAUUCGAGAAAUAGAAAAUCAAGAAUUCCGGUUCCCGUUAACGAGAAAGUUCAAAGGCUAUCUGAAGGCAACACGCAAAGAAAUAACAAAAGUAACGGCAGUAGAAGAGCUCCACCGAUUCUCUCGCGAGAGAGAAACGGCAAACCGAGCCAUCUGCUAGCUAAUAUGUUACUCGAGGCGCUUGGAGACGAAAUUCUCACGGAUGUUCAAGACGUACCCACGCGCCGCGCUUCCGUGCCUUGCGAAUCACGUGCUCGCUCAAAUUCAUUACGCUUUAAAAAUGUAUUCGACAUAAUACCUGAAGAGAAAAGCAGCCUCAGUAUAGAAUCGACAGGUGAUGAAUCCGCUUACAACCGUCGAGCGUCAGCUCCGAGUCUUAGUGACGGCUUAUAUUCGACCGAUCAGGAAGAAAAGAGAAUAAAACCGACUGAAUCCCAAUACUACGAUAAUAGAGGAGUGUCUAGUGAGUUAAGAGCAGAGAUGAAAAGUACAGGGACGUCGCCAAUGCAGGAGGCGUACCGCGCAGUACAUGUAAAUGUGGGGGCGAUGACGUCACCAAUUCGCAAAUCGGCCUGUACGAGUCCUAUUCGAAUAGCGAGUUCUGAAGCGCGCGAACGAGUUCACUGUCAGCAGGCGAGCCGCAAAAACCUUUCGCAACCCAAGCUCGUCAAGCGGGCGCCGGCACAGAGGCACGAGGAGGAAGGUUCUACCGUCAGGCGGAAGUCGAUCUCGUCGCAGUGCGAGCCGACCCGUCGGUUACGAGGCGGUCACAGCGAAAGAGAAACUAUUCCCUCAAUAUUUCGCCUCAAGCGAGGCAAAAAGGACGAGGGAAGUCUCGGCUCGAACUCGCUCUCCGAGAGACGAUCUUCUGAAGAGAUCUCGUCACUGGGUGAUAAGGAGCGCCGAAAGGAGCGCUUGAAAGUUAGAAAUUUGCUGGGCGCGACCGGCAGAGAAAAACGGGGCAAGAGUCAGGUGAGGGUGGAAGAUGAGAGGAGACAGAGGGGAGGGUGUGGGAGGCGUGAAGGAGAGGACGGAGAAGAGGGGUGGAGCUCGAGUGAGUCGAGUGGCAGUCUGCUUUGCUCGCUGGCGCCCGCUUGGCUCACAGCGCGCCGCAGACGACGACGCGCUGCCCCUCCAGGCGAGUGGGCGGUGACUGUCGCAGGUUCGUGUCCGGCCGCGUUACCCAAUGAUGUCGAGAUGCGCCUGCGCUUCCCGGAUCCACGGCGACGUAACUCCGUUCUAUCUGAGCAGACACCGCGCCCCCCACCCUGCGCACGCGCUGUUGAUUGCGGCGCGCAAUGCACGCAGGGACACACGCGCCGCUCACUCGAUGAUGCAGGCAGACUCACGCUUACCGUUAAAAAGGAGGCUUCGGACUCUUCAAUAGUAGCGUCGAAGAGUGUGAAUAAGUCAUCCGAGAUGCUGCCUGAUCUCCACACGUACCGCGCUUCACGGAGCAAAACGAGAAGCUCUGUGAAGGCCGUCGUUACAGACGCGGCAGGGGUACUCCCUACAUUGCUGGCUUCCAGAAGAAGAUCAUACGCCGAUAAGAGCACGUAACGGCCUGGCCGUGGAGGGCAGCGCCAUUGUGCCGCGACGAAAGCCCCGCGCGCCAUCUAUGAGCGAACGUGAUCUCACUCGCACGCAGCCGGCCAGACACCAUCUACCGUUGAAUUUACGAAACAUUUUCUAGUACGUGUAAAAGUAGCUUUAACAACAUCUGUCAUCAUUAGAAACAAUUAUCAAAACGCAUUGACGACACUAUUCGGCGUAAGCAGACAAAAUGGCGUUCCUAUAAAGUUUAUAACGAGACUAUUAUUUAAUUGAACUGAGAGCUCUUUCGACCGUUGUUUAUAACCGUCUAGGCGGGUCACCGGCACUGCUAAUUUGAAUAAGUGCAUCCGCCAGGCGGGUAUGCUGACGUUACUUUAAGUCAAGUACUAAUUCGUUGCUAAUUUGAGCGGUACUUUUGUUUGAGAAUGUGUAAUCGUACUAUUUUAAAGUGCAAUUGAACACGGAACAAAAUAAAAUAAAUAUUGUCGAUUUUUAAUGUCUCUUUAAAGCUAAGACUGAUUUCUAUAAUGCCUGUCAUGUAUAUUAUAAGCAAAUUUAACUCUAAAAAGCUUUAGAAUUGUCUAUGAAUAUUGAUCUUAACUAAUAUAUGAAUGCAAAGUUCAAUGAACAGAGAGAAAAUGAAAACCGCAAUAAGCGCCGUCACAGUACAUGCACUAAAUAUAUUAAUAAAUAGUUUUCUCUCGCGGCUUCGUGUGACUCGCGUGUUAUGGGAAAGGACAGGUGCUAGGUUUGAAAAAACUAUCUACUUCCUUUGGGUUCAAGCUUGCUUUAUACCAAAUUUCAUGAAAUUCGGCUUAUUCGUGAAAACGUAACAGUCACUUUCGCAUAAUAUAUAACAUUAAUACCUCGUUUUGUGAAUUGAGUGCCCCGUUGGUCUAGUGGUUUGAUAUAAGACCGCAGAACCGGAGGUCCUGGGUUCAAUUCCCAGGUCGGGCCAAUAAAAAGUAAUUGGGUUUUUCUGUCAGAAAAUUCUCAGUAGCAGCCCGGAGUCUGGAAGUUGGAAGUGUGUACACUCCCGUGCCUCGGAAAGCACGCAAAGCCGUUGGUCCUGAGCUUGAACUCUUUCAGAUCGUGUCGGAUUGCCGUCUCAUCUGAUUAUGAGAGUUAUGGAAUAGAGAGUGCACUCGUGAAUGCGCAAACACUUGUGCACAAUAAUAUCUCCUGCGCAGUUGGCUAUUCUCUCUUGAGAUUGGCCGCCGUGGCUGAAAUCGUUCCGGAGGACAUUAACAUAAAUUCAGAUUAUAAAAGUUUCCAUUUUGUCUCCUACGUUUCGAGACGUCAAUGCGACAAGAUACGAUUAGUCAUAAUUAUUAUAAAAGGUUAAGAUUGUAUUCGAUGAGGAUUUAAUUUUAUUAAUAUUCUUUUUUGUAUUAA
Molecule: messenger RNA, 5900 nt
Organism: Nymphalis io (European peacock)
Lineage: Eukaryota; Metazoa; Arthropoda; Insecta; Lepidoptera; Nymphalidae
Exons: 10
Coding region: 438-4511 (1357 amino acids)
Source: RefSeq, a predicted model, not a curated record